UUUCCACUUUUCCUACAUUACUCAUAUUCCUUAUAGCCAUCCUCAUGGACGACUGAGACUACCCUUCAUAUUAUAUAUAACCUGUAUUGUUCUCCAUAUCUUGUUGUCUCCACCCAUCCAAAUAUUUAUACUGCGCUUUUCUGUAUCAAAGCACCAAAGGGUCUUCAGGUUUCUGUUGUUUCCAUCUCCUAAACUGCCAUGGGAGAAGUCGAAGAAAGAUUGUUGGAUAUCACAAGUGAUGAUGAAUCAGAGGGAAUCCAAGAUGCAAAACCCAAAUAUAAUAAAUCACUUGAUUCUUACUUGAUGCGUUUCAAAUGGUGGAUUGAACUAAGUAUGUACACAUUUCUUAGCCUAGGAGGCCAAGCUGGUGCUACCCUAUUGGGAAAAGUGUAUUAUGACCAAGGUGGUACCAGCAAAUGGCUUGUUGCCACUCUUCAAACCGCUGGCUUCCCUUUCCUCAUCCCUUUUCUCCUCCUCCCAUCAUCCAAAACCCCCAAUCAAAACACCAAAAUCACCAAAAAUAAUAGUUCAAACCCACCACCACCUUCUCUCCCACUUCUUGCUUCUGUGUAUACUUUUCUUGGUGUCUUGUUAGCGGCUGGUGGGGUGUUUUAUUCAGUGGCCAUAGAAUACCUCUCUGCAUCUACUUUCUCUCUUCUCCUAUCAUCCCAGUUAGCCUUCACUGCCAUUUUAGCUCUGUUUAUCAAUGCCCAGAGGUUCACGCCUUAUAUACUCAACUCCGUCGUGCUUCUCGCCUUUUCCCCUCUCCUUCUGGUGAUCGAGAACGAUAACGGAGGAUCCCCGGAGCCGGCCGCCGGCGAUGGUUUCAUGUUAGGGGCUCUGUUCACUGUCGCCUCGGCAGCUUCUUUGGCGUUGCUGUUCUCGUUAACGGAGCUCGCGUUCGAGAAGAUGAUUGGGGGAGCCGGUGUGGGGUCGACCAUGUCGGAGACGUUGAAGAUGACCCUUUGGCAGUGUGUGGUGGCGACGGCGGUGACGGCGGCGGGGCUGUUCUGGAGCGGGGAGUGGUGGGGUUUGAAGGCGGAGAUGGAGGGGUAUAAGCAAGGGGUUGUUUCGUACUUUUUGAACGUCGUUGGAACGGGGGUUACGUGUCAGGCGUACUACGUUGGCUCCAUUGCCUUGACUUUUAAGGUCUCGUCGUUGUUCUCGAACGUUGUUAUCAGGUUAGGCACGCCGGUGAUUCCAUUUUUGUCGGUGGUUUUCUUGGGCGAAGAGAUGAGUGGGUUGAAGAUGAUGGCUUUGAUGUUGUCUCUUUGGGGGUUUGCGUCGUAUAUUUAUCAGCAGUAUCUUGAUGAGUUGAAGGGUGAUGUUGAUGAUGAUGAAAACCAGUCCAUUCAAGACUUCAAUUUCAGUGCCUAGC
This is a messenger RNA of Ipomoea nil (Japanese morning glory), 1378 nucleotides long. Its product is annotated as probable purine permease 11. The record is from RefSeq and is a predicted model, not a curated record. NCBI's taxonomy places the organism in Eukaryota, Viridiplantae, Streptophyta, Magnoliopsida, Solanales, Convolvulaceae. The coding region runs from base 199 to 1377 and encodes 392 amino acids. Gene Ontology annotation, cellular component: membrane. The transcript has 2 exons. Gene Ontology annotation, molecular function: purine nucleoside transmembrane transporter activity.